AUGUCUUUAAAAACAUUUUCAUCUACUAAUUUGGCAUUUACUUGCUUCAUCGCCCUCUUCACUUUGGUAUUCUUAACUAAGGCUUGUCCUGUGAGUAACUGCACUUGUACGAUCUCUGUAAUAGAUUGCAGAAAUCUUAAACUAUUGAAAAUACCGGAUGGCAUUCCAAAUACUACUGUUGUGUUGGAAUUGCAAGGGAACAAAUUAACAAGCUUACCUUUUCAAGUCUUCGAUGAUGUAACAUCUUUAGAAGAUUUUGAUUUAAGCGGGAAUUAUCUAAGUGCGAUAAAUGAAAAUAUGUUAAAUGCUAAAAGUGGCUUUAUAUCCCUGAAAAUUUUGGAUAUCAGCAAAAACAAUCUAGUGUUCGACUCUGAUAAUCUUGGUGGAAUAUUUGAGCAUGUGCCCUUAUUGGAAACUUUGAACUUGAACGGAAACCCGAUCCAAACUAUAGAAAAAGGCUCUUUUGGAGAGUCUCUAGGUUUGCAGAUGAUAAUUGUAUGGCUACUGUUGAGACCAUAUGACCGCAUUAUCCUACAAAAUUCGCAACUUGUAUGUCGUAAUCCAAAUAAUUUACGCGGAAGGAAUAUUGGAAAAUUAAGUAACAAAGACUUUACAUGCGAUAAAUCACAACGUAUUCCGAUAAUAUUAACGGAACCUCCAGCACAAGCGAUAGCUGUCAAGGGUGAGCAAAUUCCAAUCAUGGUUGGUUUUCGUAUAGUAGGCCAAUUGUCCGCUUACCAAUGGUUUUGGGUGAAAAAUUCGAGCCGCUUAUCAUCCGACAACCAGAUAAUACUUUCAAAAAUGCCCAAUAACCAUUGUAGAAAUGAUACCGAUACAGAUAGUUUAAAGGACUUUACCGCUCAGUUAACACUAAAGCCAUUGAAUCACGAUAUCACUGGUCUUUACUUUUUUGUUAUUACUAAUAAGUUUGGAAAAUCAAUUUCAUCUGCAAAAACAAGGGUAAUUUUUGCAGAAUAUCCAAAAUUCGAAUCUACAUUUACCGAUCUCACUUAUCGAAUUGGAGAAGAUGCAGUCUUAAAUUGUAGAGCAUCUGGGUUUCCAAAUCCUAACAUAACAUUUACGAAAAAUGGUAAUAUUUCAGUAUCGCUCUCUCACAGAUUGAAGUUUACCGUGCAAGGAAUAAGAAUUGUUAAUGUAUCAGUAGCUGAUAUGGGAGAAUAUACUUGCACUGCAGAAAAUAUUGUAGGUUCCAUUUCUCAAUCAUUGCGUCUCUCAGUUCUAAUGAACCCAAUAUUCACUAAACCAGCACCAAAAUACAUGGCGAAUGUCCUGGUAAAUGAAGCUAUAAUUUUAGAGUGUUUCGUAGCCGGCAGUCCAUUCCCAAAAAUAUCUUGGUUAAGAAACGGUACUGUUAUUACAAGAGAUAGAGCAGCUUAUUACGACAGGGGUCAGACACUGAUAAUAAGAUCAGCUACACCUGAUGACAAUGGCGAAUACUUGUGUCGUGCUACAAAUGCCAUCGGUAGCGUGAAAAGGACGACAAGAGUGACAAUAUUCCUUCCGAAUGGUUUUUCCUUGCCUGGUAGUGAGAGAAACCCAUAUCUGACAAUCAUUAUUACUGCAUGCACCUGUGUUUUCGGAACCUCUCUCUUAUGGGUAUUCAUUUUAUCCUACCGCGUAAGAUUGCUCCGUAAAGAAAUUGAAACAAGUAAAUCGUCAACGUUUCUGCCCUUACACAGCUAUACAAUAGGUAACGGUAGCAUUUCUAAACACAACUUUGAAACAGCGGCCGGAAAAACAAAUUACUCCGAAAGACAUUGCAUAACAGCGGCAGGUUAUCAUAUCGCUUCCGAAAAUAGUGAUGACACCAUCGAAAUUAUCGACUAUGCUAGUCAAGGAGUUCCAGGAUCUAAUCUACACGAUAUCACUAGAAAUUCCACAGGUUCAGAUAUAAUUAUUCCGGAGCAAAGUAUGCCCGGACCAGAGCCAUGGAUAGCCAGUAGGCCUAGAAAGUCAGUAGAAGAUCGCGUAUAUAGUCAAAUGCCUGCUAACUCACAAUUUAGGGAUAUUGUACGAGCUAAACCUUUGCAGGUGGUAACAAUUUAUGAUAAAAUUUCGUUAAGCGAACAUUCUACAGAUAACAAGAAUGAUAUAGAUCAGGGCAACAGCAAGGAUAAUAUGCAUGUCUUUACAAAGAGUAAAGAAUCUUUGAAAGAAAGUGAUGACGAGUGUCAAGAAAAUUCAAUGCAAUCGUCUCUAACCGAUCUCAGUCAGAAAUCAUUAACCGAAAGUAGACUGCACGCUGGCUCUUUGACUGAAUCCGCUCUAGCAAGAUGUUCCGAAAACGGAAGCAACAGCGUAGGAAAAUUAAAGAUUAUUCAGAACCUAAUAACCGAAGUCGUUGACGGAAUACCAUCAACUGAAGUAUAAGAAGUGAAAACUUAGCCUUGUAUCAGAUAAACAGUACGCUAGAUCAUGUAUAUAAAUAAACCAUAUAUCUAGAGAAAUAGUUUUAUCUACUUAAAGUUUAUAUAUAUAUUCGAAAUUAAUGUCUAUUUUCAGUAAGAACAGAUUUCAAGUACAGAAAAGGAGAAUUGUUUAUAAUAGUUUUUGAUAGAAUCAUCGUAUUAAAAU
Trichoplax adhaerens is the source of this 2595-nucleotide messenger RNA. RefSeq lists its product as uncharacterized. NCBI's taxonomy places the organism in Eukaryota, Metazoa, Placozoa, Uniplacotomia, Trichoplacea, Trichoplacidae. The record is from RefSeq and is a predicted model, not a curated record. The transcript is spliced from 10 exons. Bases 1 to 2391 code for a protein of 796 amino acids.